Molecule: messenger RNA, 837 nt
Organism: Mesorhabditis spiculigera
Lineage: Eukaryota; Metazoa; Nematoda; Chromadorea; Rhabditida; Rhabditidae
Source: the annotation of a GenBank genome assembly
AUGGGCGCCAAUCUAUCGGCGAAGAAAGAGCCGCCGAUAAUUGCCAUCUGCGAUGCGCCGGUGUUUUGUGUGAAGAAGAUGGGGACACGGCAUCUGCUGGUGGCUGGUGGAGAUGGUGCGGCGAAGACAGGUGUUCCAAACCAAAUAGAGACAUUGCUCAUCACGUUCGACCCGAAGGCCACCAGAUUUCCGGCGGCUGGUGCGGCAACUAAGGUCACCAACAAGCUAAACACCGAUCCGUACGCGACAAUGACAUUGGAUAUUGCACAUAUCGAGCAUUCGGUUACGGGCACUUAUUUGAUCGCUGCUGGACACGAUCAGUAUUGCAAACUGUACGAGACGACUGGCUUCGAGGUUGAUCCUGAGGAAUUCAAAAAUGAUCCGAAGCACCUCGGCUUCAAAUGGCGAGAGGUUGGGCGAUUGACAACGACAGAUCUACAAGAGAAUGCAUAUCUUAAAGUGGUGAAAUUCGAUCGAAGUCGGCCUCGAGGGCAACGAUUGGCCACUGGCAGUACGGAUGGCCAUAUUCGAAUGUGGGAGACGAAGAAUAUCUUUGACAGUCGGGACCCAGCACUGACGCACCAUCCAAUCCUGGAUAUUGCCGUCAAUCAAUCAGAAGUGGAUGAUCUCGAAUUCUCGAAUGAUGGAUCGAUUAUUGCAUCUGUUGCCGAGGGAAAGGCGAUAUUAUGGGAUGUGAAUAGCGGAAAGAAGCUUCUCGAUCUGCCGAUGCCCGCCCCGAAAUGGGAGAAAAAGUACAAGGUUCGCUUCGUGCGUUUCACCCCGUAUGGUGAAGGGAGACACGUCUUUGUCGUCGCCUACAAUCAAAUUCAACGGUAU